CCAAGCCUUCAAAAGUGGAUUGUAGAUUACGAAUAAAAAUAACAAAUGUUACAUCAUAUUGAUAUAAUGAAAUGUUCGAAUAGAUAGCGUCAUAACGCUUUUACAGUUUCGUAAAACAUUUAGCGGCGCUCAGUUGAACGGCGUCAGCUGAGCGCGCGCGCCGCCAUCUUUGUUGGAUAGAUUAAAAAUAUUAAAAAAAUGACACAACAAGGACCGGCUUUCGAUGUGAAUGCUAUGACCUUGACCAGAUGGGUCUUGGCUCAGCAAAGAACAGCUCCUGAAGCCACUGGCGACCUGACUUACCUUCUCAAUUCUAUACAAACAGCAGUCAAGGCUAUACAAUCGGCGGUAAGGAAAGCCGGAAUCGCUAAACUGCAUGGUAUCUCUGGGGACACUAACGUCCAAGGCGAACAAGUGAAGAAACUAGAUGUUUUAUCAAAUGACUUGUUUAUAAACGUUCUUAAAUCUUCAUUCACAACAUGUCUACUGGUUUCCGAAGAAAACUCUUCAGUUAUAGAGGUGGAAAGCGAGAGACGCGGCAAAUACGUGGUGUGCUUUGACCCUCUCGACGGAUCCUCUAACAUCGACUGUCUUGUCUCCGUUGGAUCUAUCUUCUGUAUUUAUAAAAAGACAUCAUCAGGGGAGCCAUCGGAGUCUGACGCGUUACGUCCGGGGCGCGAGGUGGUGGCCGCGGGAUACGCGCUGUAUGGCUCCGCUACCAUGAUGGUGCUGGCGCUAGGCCGGGGGCGGGGGGUUAACGGCUUCAUGUACGAUCCCUCGCUCGGGGAAUUCAUACUCACCGACCCUAAUAUGAGAAUACCUGAGAAGGGGAACAUCUAUUCCAUUAAUGAAGGUUACGCAGCGGAAUGGGAGGAGGGUUUGAAGAGUUAUAUAGAGUCUAAGAAGCGUCCCGCGAGCGGCAAAGCGUACGGCGCGCGGUAUGUCGGCUCUAUGGUUGCCGACGUGCAUAGGACUAUCAAGUAUGGCGGCAUCUUCAUGUAUCCUGCCACUAAAUCCGCACCUAACGGGAAACUGCGUCUUCUUUACGAGUGCAUUCCGAUGUCGUUCAUAGUAUCGGAGGCUGGAGGUUUGGCCUCUAACGGCCAAGUCCCCUUACUGGACGUGCAGCCCACCAACAUCCACCAGCGCGCGCCGUGCUACCUCGGCUCUAAGUUAGACGUCGAGGAACUUAUGAAACAUUUAAAGGCUUAACUUUUCCAUUGUUAUAUGAAAUAUUGUUGUCUAUUUUUUCCUAAUAAAGUCUGAUACUAGUCUUAAAA
Messenger RNA from Papilio polytes (common Mormon), 1280 nucleotides. RefSeq names its product fructose-1,6-bisphosphatase 1 (gene fbp). NCBI's taxonomy places the organism in Eukaryota, Metazoa, Arthropoda, Insecta, Lepidoptera, Papilionidae. Gene Ontology annotation, molecular function: fructose 1,6-bisphosphate 1-phosphatase activity. Gene Ontology annotation, biological process: fructose 6-phosphate metabolic process; fructose 1,6-bisphosphate metabolic process; sucrose biosynthetic process. The transcript is spliced from 6 exons. The record is from RefSeq and is a predicted model, not a curated record. Gene Ontology annotation, cellular component: cytoplasm; cytosol. Bases 199 to 1212 code for a protein of 337 amino acids.